Mucor velutinosus is the source of this 2157-nucleotide messenger RNA. RefSeq lists its product as uncharacterized. The transcript has 4 exons. The record is from RefSeq and is a predicted model, not a curated record. NCBI's taxonomy places the organism in Eukaryota, Fungi, Mucoromycota, Mucoromycetes, Mucorales, Mucoraceae. Bases 1 to 2157 code for a protein of 718 amino acids.
AUGGAUAACUCAAGUUAUGAAAUUGAAUAUGAUUUUGUCAAUAAGUUUCCUGACGAAACCGUCAAAGAGGUUCUUCCCGCUGUAUUUGACCGCACCACCAAUACAUUCAAAAUCAAGAGAGUGAAUAUUGGAUGGGCUUUGAAGAAAAGCUACACCAUAGCUUACAACGAGAAGAAGCCGGUCGAAAAACUCGCUGAUGGUGAAAGUAUUUACGAUAGAAGGAUUCAAAAGUUGUGCGCUGGUGCUUUACGACGUUUAAGCUUGCAAUGCAAGAGACCUGAAGAAGGGGUCAAAGAUCAACGGCCACCCACCAAGGAAAAAGACAGUUAUGGCUACUCCAAAAGGUUUGAAUGCCCAUAUUGUAAGGCGCCAUUGGAGAAGGUUCCUUGUGGUGUUCCUGUAACUUUUACCUUCCGUGUAAAUGACUCUCACAGAGAAGACAGAGGCAGUACCGCAACAAUGCGUCAAGAAAUAACAGAAACGAAGAAGCACACACACACCAUUUACAAUUCGCUCCAUCUCGAUAGAUACGAAAAGAGGGAGCUUAACAAGAUGGUAAAAACAAGACCAAACAUCACUGCUGCUGCUGCCAUUUCUGGCAUUGAUCCCUAUACUGGUGAAAUUACGAAAAGUGUCAGAAAAAUUAACAAUGUGAUGGCUAAUCAUGGACGUACUAAGUAUGAGAUCGGAAGAUCAAAGAUCCAACAGGAUCUGUAUACUACAAAAGAAGAUGCUGUAGCUGCGUUCCAAGAUCUUGAUGAGAAGUAUCCACACUUCAUGGAUUCAGCCCAAAUUCUCCCUAGCAAGUUUUUUGUGAGCUUUUGCUCACCAGAAAUGCUUCAACGCAAUCUGCCUUUUGCCAACCAACCCAUUGUAACAGAUGUUACAUUCAAGGCCGUCCCAAAGGGGUAUUAUCUUUGCUCAAGUGUCAUAUACAUCGAGCAACUCCAAAAGCAUGUCGUCUUUUAUCAAGCGAUAAUCAAAAGCAACAGCGCUCAAGUUUUCAAGCAGUAUUUUGCUGCCUUGUUUAGAAAGUUCGACAUCAAGCUAGAGCAGUUUUUGGGAGCCAUCAUGGAUUUCUCAGCUGCACAACGCGAAGGGCUCAUAAUAGCCCUUAGGGAGGUUUUUGGUGUCAAGCAGCACAACGCAUUGCCCUUUUUGAAAGGUUGCUAUAUGCAUUGGAUGCAGUCAGUCAGACGGCUGUCUAACAAUCAUCAUGUUGUCAAGCCAGAUGAUAUUGAUCUGUUUUUGAAGCUAGUUCAUCGCUUCCUUACAGCCAGCAAUUCAAUUGAAUUCUACCGUACCGGCCAAGAGAUUCUCUCUAAAUUUCCCAAUAGCAAAAAGUGGCUGCAAUGGUGGUUACAGCCUAGCGUAUCAAGCAUGAUCAUCAGAUGCAAAUCAUUGAUGAAAAAGAAAUUGAGACAGCACAAGAGCCGCACGUCCAACGCGAUUGAGGCAUUCCACAGUGCGCUCUACAAGCUGAUGCCUGAGAAGAGACAACCUGUUGCCACCAGUCUUCGACUGUUAUUGCAGGAGAACAAUCAGAAGAAAACAACGGCAAAGAAGUACGCGACUCUUUACGAAAUCAAUGACGGCCGUGCGCCAGACAACAACGCUGCUCUCUUUGGAUCCAAGAAGAGAAAGCAACAAGUAGUAAUCAUUGAAACUCGCGGUGCUGAUUUGAACGCUGCGAUCAACGAACACUUGGAUGAGGUUAUCGAAAUAGAGCAGAAUUGUCCAAAGAUUGACGACAUUGCAGAUGGCAAUAUCAGCGAUGAGAGAUUCUUCCUUGAACUACUCUCAGAUAGUGAUGGUGAAAACGAUGAAGUAGACGACAGAUAUCAUAGAACCGAGAAUCUAGAAAACGACAUUAAGGAUAUGUUUAAAGGUGCUGGUGUUUCUGUCGAAGAUGUUGUUGUCCACUCUGAUGAGAGCUUCGAAUCGUCUGUUAUUGAUCUUGUAUCUUCCUCUUCGUCCUCUUCUUUUUCUUCUUCCUCCUCUUCCUGUUCUUCCUCUUCGCCAAUAAUGAAGACCAAGUCUGAGCCUACUACAUCUAAGAUGAGAGCACCAACUGAUUCUGAUUUCACGUUGUCUUCGUCUUCCUCAAACUUACCCUGUCCUGCAAGUAAUGACAAGCACAUUGAUCCUAUUAUAUAA